CGCCACUCUGGUACCCGAUGGUUCAACGGUGAAGUCUGACAAUAAUUUUUUCACGAAAUUUAAUUCACUUUUAAAGUUUUCCAAUCCCACUGAAGAGGAAGCGUCCACGAGAAAUACAAGGUCCACCUUUAAAUUGGAUUAAAAAGGUUAUUUUGCAGUUCUUAAAAGACAUACAUAUAAGGAAAUAAAAGAGUAAAGAAUACCUAAAGGAUGGAAGUUUCGUUUACUCAAGUGGAAAGAUGAAAAAGGGGUUAUAUACCUAUAUAAUAUACUGAAACCAUAAUUGUGGAAGGGAUAUUCGAAGAUGGGCCAUCAUGAUGAGCGGCGAGAAAUGCAUCUCAGAAGGGAAAACAGUUUCCGAAUGAACUGCAUUCGAGUUACAUGUCUGCAUCAAAGCGCGAGUUGGAGUCAAUUUUCCCCCUUUUCUCUCAUUUCUUUUCAUUAAAAAUUAGUGACAACAAAUCUUUAAUAAUUCUCAUGAACAAACACUUGGGACAAUAAUUUAUUUAUUCAGAAUGUAAAUAUGUAUAAUCAAACGCAGUAAUAAAAAAAGAUGAAAUCUAAUUUUCAUCGGUAAAUUAUUCCCUACAGUAGUUGUAAAAUAAACAAAAAUAUGUAUUGUAUAUUUGUUGUACAUAUUCUUACAGCCCCUUUUUUCUAAUAAUUUCAUUUUCAUAAAAACCUAAUGAUACGUGUUUACAUAAUUUAUUAAAAUUUAUAAAUUAUAAAUGUGUGACGAUGAAUUUAAUUCUAUUAUCAAUUUUUCUAUGCGUCUCGCCAUCAUUGUCGGAGUUACGAAAGGAAUUUUUGCCAUUCCGCAAGAGACAAAAUAUUUUCAGUAAAUUGAGAAAGCGUCACAUUGAUGGGGAAUAUCUAGAGCAAUGCGCAAUUAUUAAUUUUACAAAUGGAUUGAAUUUCGGAAAAGUCAAUGUUCUUGCAUUUCUCGACGCAACUUGGCAAUACAGUCAUCGACAGGCAGUGAUGCUAAAAGAUUUGAUGGGACGUUUCGAGAGAUAUGGUUUAGUGGAUAUAAAUUUUGUUGUUAUUAAUUCGAUGUCAACGACGAAAACGCAACAAGUGGAAAUUGAUGUUGAGAGGAAAACGUGGAUGACAAUAAAUUCAAGUGAGGCGGAAAAUAAUGUUUCUCCCGUUGAACUUAACGUUGAAACAUUAAAAGAAAUCCUGGGCGAUGAAAUUGUAUUUAUUCAGGAUGAUUUGGAUCUUGACAUUUGGAGGAAGCUUCACGUGUCACGUGAUCAAAUAGUUGUUGUCGAUGGUUGUGGACAACUGACAUAUCAAGUGAUUGUUCCUUGGAGUAUUUUACAUUUUCCCUACGUAAAGGCAGCAAUACUUUCGACAUUCAAUGAUGAACCGUGUGGUGCAUGUAAGGCAAGUGACUAUCAAGAAAUUGCAGCAAACGAACCAAUUAAUGAUCAGGUACCGAAUGAGGACGAAAGUACCACAUUGGAAACAAUGACGACAAUAGCAAUUGAGAUGGAAAUAACACAAGUCACAUCUGAAGGAAUAUUAGCAGCAAAAGCCAAAGAUGAAAUUCAACUAAGAGCAGAAACAGUAAAAGCAGCAAAACAAGUUGAAACAACGACAGAAAUGGUAAAAAUAACAGAACAAGUCAAAACAACAACGGAAGAAAUGGAAACAGCAGUAGAAGCAACAGAAAAAGUUGAAACAAUGACAGAAAUGAUAAAAAUAGCAGAACAAGUCAAGACAACAACAGAAGAAAUGGAACCAUCAGCAGAAGCAACAGAAAAAACUGAAACAAAAAAGGAAAAGAUAAAAGUAACAGCAGCAUCAACAGACGCAACAGAAAUAGUUAAAGAAGAAGAAGGAGAAGUGGAAGCAACAGAACAAGUUGAAACAUCGACAGAAAGAAUAAAAAUAGUAAGAGAAAAAGUUGAAACAGCAGCAGAAAGAACAAAAGCGACAGAAGAUGAUGCAGCGAAAAAACCAACAAGUACAAAAGAAGAACUUGAAACAGCAACAGACAAAUUUCAAGUAACAACGAAAGAAAUAGAAACAACAAUUGAAGCAACGACAGAAACAACUAAAGAAGCUGAAACGAUGACAGAAACAAUUAAAGAAGUUGAAACAACGACAGAAACAACAAAAUCAAACUUAAGUAUUGUAACGGAAGGAGGGACAAUAAAAGUAGCACAAGAAGAAAGAGGAGAUUAUGAAACAAAAGCAGAAGAAGAAGUUGAAACAGCAACAGAAACAUUAAAUGGUACAGAAAAUGAACAAGUUAAUAUAACAACAGAGGCAAUAAAAUCAGAAGAAGAAGAAGAAGAAGAAGAAGAAGAAGAAGAAGAAGAAGAAGGAGAAGGAGAAGGAGAAAAUACUGGAACAACAGAGAAGGAAAUAAAAAUAACAGAAGAAGAACAGGGACAAAAAGCUGAAACAACGACAGAAGCAACAAAGACAAAAGAAGAAGAAGAAGAAGUUGAAACAACAAUAGAAAUGAUAAAUGAAGAAAAGGCAACAACAACAGUACCUGAAGUAACGGAAACAAUAGAAGACAUUGAAGCUCAAGUGAACAAUGGGGCUACAAGUGUAUCCCAAGAAAAUGAUGUUAUAGAAACAACAACAAAUGUUGAUGCAACAAAUACCAAAGAAGAAGUGAAAAAUGAUAAAGUGACAGAAGAAUACAAAUUAUCGGAUUUUAAAACUGAAAAUUUUCACCACAUUCCUACUGUGCAGCAAUCAUCAGAAGUUGAAAGGAAUGAUGAUAGAAUAACAACCAUUGAAAUAGCAAAAAAUCAAACAAAACUACCAAAUGUUCGUUCAAUUUCAAAUUCAAAAAAUCACGACAUCGUCUCAUGGCAAAAAAUUGAAAUGGACAAGAAAAAUUCUGAUAGUAAAAAAUGGACAUUUCCAAUACGUAUUAUAAUGAAAGCGCCACAUUUGGAUAUUAAUGAGAAUUCUCUCGUGAAACAUGAUUAUCUGAUAUUAAAAACAGACAAUGAAAAUUAUCAUCAACAUUUUGAUUCUGGAAUUAAGAUUGAAUUGCCAAGGGGAAAUUUUAAUUUUUCCCAUAAUAUUAAUAAUAGUAAUAGUGAAAAUAGUGAUUUAAAAAAAAUUAUCGAUAUUUUAAACAUUGAAAAUCAUCAACUUUUGAGUAACCAAAAUUUCCCGCCAAAUGAAAAUGAGACAAAUUUCAAAAAUAAAUUACAAACGAACGAAUUAAAAUUUUCCAUUAAUCAUCAUAAUGUGAAUCAAGAGACGGAGAAAAUUGAUCACACAAUUUUUGGCAAAGACGAGAGUCCUGGAAUUUUUGAUACAAUGGCGAGGGAUGAUUUUGAUAUUUUCCACACGGAGAAACCCGAUUAUGAUCUCAUUUACGAGAUGGAGGAAAUGGAUAAAAAUCUGGAAAAUUACGAGGAUGAAAAAAAUCUCGAAUAUUCAGUAAGUGAAAAGGAGGAAAGAGCUAAAAUAAAAUUAAUUGAUCAUUAUAGUAAAUUAUUAUCGUGGAUUCAUUACGUUCUAAAUUAAUCGAAUUUUCAUAAAAUUCAUUUUUAUGCAAGGAAAAAUUUUUUUUUUAAAAUUAUAUAAAUAGUUUUUAUGUAAUAAUAACUUGUACAUAAACAAUUUUUUUACAGAGAAAAGUAACUUUUUUAAAAAAUUUGUAACGAAAAAAAUA
Molecule: messenger RNA, 3655 nt
Organism: Leptopilina heterotoma
Lineage: Eukaryota; Metazoa; Arthropoda; Insecta; Hymenoptera; Figitidae
Product: FK506-binding protein 5-like
Exons: 9
Coding region: 739-3507 (922 amino acids)
Biological process (GO): selenium compound metabolic process
Cellular component (GO): extracellular region
Molecular function (GO): selenium binding
Source: RefSeq, a predicted model, not a curated record